Molecule: messenger RNA, 450 nt
Organism: Rotaria socialis
Lineage: Eukaryota; Metazoa; Rotifera; Eurotatoria; Philodinida; Philodinidae
Source: the annotation of a GenBank genome assembly
AUGCCAUCAAAAUUAACAAAAGAUGCUAAUGCACCAAAGAAGCCAUUAAGUGCUUAUAUAUUAUUUUCGGUUGAUGAACGACCAAAAUUAAAAGCAACUGGUUUAGAUAAUUUUGCUGAAAUGAGCAAAACCUUAGCUGCUGCAGGGAAACAAGCUCAUUAUGAAAAAGAGCAUGAACAAGAAAAAAUACGCUUUGAAAAUGAAUUAAAAGAAUAUCAAAAAUCGGAUCAACCAGCUCCACCAUCAAAAGUAGGUCAAAAACUUCAACUUGUAUCAAAAAGUGAAACAACUAAAUCUACUACGACAACAACAGCAGCAACAAAAUCAAAAAAGAGUGCUACAGCCGUUAAAAAUGAAAGUGAAGACGAUGAAGAAAGCGAGGUCCAGUCCGAAAAAGAAGAAGAAGAAAAACUGGCCUCACCUGUUAAUAGUUCACGAAAGAAAAUCUAA